AUGCCAGCCUUUAAAGCCCGUCCUCAUUGUUUAAUUUGUAAUAGUCCCAAGCUGAAACAACUUGAAAUCAUUACAAAUCCUGAGCAGGCUACAGCUGCCAUAGCUGAUAUACUGGAUACUGUAGAUAAUACCACUGGGGAUCACAAUGACAAACCUCUCAAAUCAGGAGAUUUAAAACAUACUACGUCUAUCCUGUCUUCUAUUAUCCAAAUAGGAAACUCAAAGAAUGCGUCGGUCAAUUCAGAGAAAUUUGCAGAUGUUCUGAAUUCUGUGUUGAAUACAGGAAACAGCCAUAGUUGGGACGAAGUAAACACGAACGACGAUUCUGACAAAGGAGCAUCCAGCAUUAUGCGAAUAGUAGACAGUCUUGGUAGUCUCGUUCAAAAGAAUUUAUCAUCGAAUGAAAAAAAAAUCAUCAGCAGAAAAAAUUUUGUCAUAGAAAUUUCAACACUAAAGAAGAACCUGUCUUUCCCGCCAGAUGUACAUUCAAGAUCAAGAUUGUUCCUUGCUGACCAACCAGCUUUAAAAGAUAAGUUUUACACAGCAGCAAUGUAUAAAACAUUGUCGGGCAUCCUUCCAACAACGACAAAUAGAUCAGUUGGCUCUGAUGUGAUGUCCGUUUCAUUUGACCAAACUAUCCACAAUUUAGCAGAAAAUAUAUCAAUUACAUUUGAACAAAAUAAAAAGGUGAAAUUCAUAGAUCCAAAGAUAUCUUGUGGAUAUUGGAACUUCAGUUCUAGAAGUUGGACUUACGAUGGAUGCUAUUUGAAAAUGAGCGACUCCAAAGUGUCUACAUGCACAUGCAAUCAUUUAACUAAUUUUGCAAUAUUGAUGAGCCCUAGUGAUGUUGAAAUUUCAGAUGCUAACAAGAAAGCCUUAGAAAUUAUUACGUUUGUUGGGUGUGGACUAUCAAUAUUAGGAUGUUUUCUUACUCUUAUUAUUUACGCUGUAUUUUGGAGAUUCGUCAAACACGAAUGGGCUGUGAUUUUAAUGCAUAUGUGCAUCGUUUUAAUAAUUGGAUAUUCCGUCUUCCUAAGUGCUACAGAGGAAACGGAAAAUGAUAUUGCUUGUAUUAUAAUAACAGGUGUUCUACAUUACGUGUUUUUGGUUGUAUUCUUCCUUAUGUUAUGUAAUGGAAUAAUUGUCGCUAGAUCUGUCAUAUAUGUGUUCAAGACAAAAUCGAGACUUCCUCAAUAUAUAGCAGUGGCUUGGGUUGUUCCGUUAUUGAUCGUAGGAAUAACCCUUGGAAUAACCAGACUAAAAGGAUAUCAUUCCGAAAAAUAUUGCUGGCUAAAUACGAGUAAUUUUGUAUUUAUGUCUUUUGUUGGACCUGCUUUACUAAUUAUACUGAUGAAUAUAGGAACUAUUAUAAUAGUUUUAAGAGCUGUGUAUUCUAGAAAGGGUAUUCAGAAUGAAACAUUGAAGAAAAAAGCCAGACAUGGUAUUAAAUGUAUGGUGACACUAUUACCAGUGUUAGGACUAUCAUGGUUAUUUGGAAUUCUGGCAUUUAAUGACGAUACGAUCAUCUUUCAAUAUCUAUUUGGUAUAACCACUUCCUGUCAGGGAUUAUUUGUAUUUAUUUUUCAUACAGUUUUAAGUAAAAAGGUACAAGAAGGAUUUAGAAAAACAAUGCACAGACGCAGAGCAAAAUCUAUGUCUAACUUCAGCAGCAAACCAAAGUCUUCUGGUACAAAUGACAGAUUUGAUUCAAAAGAUAGUAACACUGAUUCUACAAUCUUAAAGGAUAUGAAGAAGGAGACGCCAAAGAAAUAUGAAAUAAGGGCUUUCCUAAAUAAAUCGUAAGCGUUCGAAGUAGCCAAAGACUAAAACUGUCUUCAUAGUUAUAACUGUUAAUCAAAUAUAUCGACUUUCUGUAAGCAAAGUCAGAGAUAAGUUUGACCAACGUAGUAUGGAAGUGAUUCUAGAUAAUAUAUUGUAAACCAACUUAUAUUUGUAUGUUUGCAA
This is a messenger RNA of Mytilus trossulus (common blue mussel), 1965 nucleotides long. RefSeq names its product adhesion G protein-coupled receptor L3-like. The coding region runs from base 1 to 1803 and encodes 600 amino acids. The transcript has 20 exons. Gene Ontology annotation, molecular function: G protein-coupled receptor activity. Gene Ontology annotation, cellular component: plasma membrane. The record is from RefSeq and is a predicted model, not a curated record. NCBI's taxonomy places the organism in Eukaryota, Metazoa, Mollusca, Bivalvia, Mytilida, Mytilidae. Gene Ontology annotation, biological process: cell surface receptor signaling pathway; adenylate cyclase-activating G protein-coupled receptor signaling pathway.